Molecule: messenger RNA, 2735 nt
Organism: Monopterus albus (swamp eel)
Lineage: Eukaryota; Metazoa; Chordata; Actinopteri; Synbranchiformes; Synbranchidae
Gene: hid1b
Product: HID1 domain containing b
Exons: 19
Coding region: 125-2548 (807 amino acids)
Cellular component (GO): Golgi trans cisterna; membrane; Golgi medial cisterna
Source: RefSeq, a predicted model, not a curated record
CAGAGAGGUUGGACUUUCCGAGCAGCUUGUGAACGCCUCGGAGCGCAGAGUGGUGGUGCUCAGUGCAUGAGGAGGAUUAUCUCUGUGUUAACACGGAUUCAAGCAGGAGGUUUGUGUUAAAGAAAUGGGAAACACCGACACCAAACUUCACUUCAGGAAGGCGGUGAUUCAGCUCACAACCAAAACACAGCCUGUUGAGGCCGCAGAUGAUGCCUUCUGGGACCAGUUCUGGGCUGACACCUCCACCACCGUCCAGGAUGUUUUCACUCUGGUUCCAGCAGCUGAGAUCAGAGCCGUGAGAGAGGAGUCUCCGUCAAACCUGGCAACCCUCUGCUACAAGGCGAUGGAGAAGUUGGUCCAGGGCGCGGACUCUGGCUGCUCCUCCGACAAAGAGCGUCAGGUUGUGCUGAACUGCACCCGCCUGCUCACCCGCAUCCUCCCCUACAUCUUUGAAGACCCAGACUGGAGAGGCUUCUUUUGGUCCACCGUGCCUGGAGCCGGCAGAGCCGGGCGUCUGGAUGAAGAGGGUGAUGAUGAUGAAGCUCGCCCGCUGGCUGAGUCCCUGCUGCUGGCCAUCGCCGACCUGCUCUUCUGUCCAGAUUUCACCAUCCAGACCCACAAGAAGAGCAGCCCGGAGUCAGCCGAGGACAUUCGGUCCAUAGACAGCUGUGAGUACAUCUGGGAGGCCGGGGUGGGCUUCGCCCAUUCACCUCCUCCCAACUACAUCCAUGACCUCAACAGGACAGAGCUGCUGAAGUUACUCCUCACCUGUUUCUCCGAAGCCAUGUACCUUCCUCCUUCCUCUGAAAGCAAAAACCUCAAUCCCUGGGUCACCUUCUUCUGCUCCUCAGAGAACAGACAUGCCCUGCCUCUGUUCACCUCCCUGCUCAAUGUGGUGUGCGCCUACGACCCUGUGGGAUAUGGCAUCCCGUACAACCACCUGCUGUUCUUCAACCACCGGGAGCAGCUGGUAGAGCAGGCGAUCCAGAUUCUUAUCGUCACCCUGGAACAUGAAGCUGGGUCAGCAGUAAGCGCCGCCCUCCAGGCUCUGGACACCUCCGCAUCCCCUUCACCUAAUGAGGAGCAGGAGCCUGCUGGACCUGAUAAUCUUUUUGUGAACUAUCUCUCCAGGAUCCACAGAGAAGAGGACCUAAGCCUCAUCCUGAGAGGCCUGGCUCGGCUACUGAAUAAUCCUCUGCUCCAGACUUACCUGCCUCGUUCCUCCAAGAAGAUCCAGUUCCACCAGGAGCUGCUGAUCCUUUUCUGGAAGUUCUGUGACUUCAACAAGAAAUUCCUGUUCUUUGUUCUGAAGAGUAGCGAUGUGUUGGACAUGCUGGUUCCCAUCCUCUUCUACCUGAAUGAUGCCAGCGCUGAUCAGUCUCGUGUGGGUCUCAUGCACAUGGGUGUGUUCAUCAUCCUGCUGCUAAGCGGAGAAAGAAACUUUGGCGUUCGUCUGAACAAGCCGUACGCUCUCCGUGUCCCCAUGGACAUUCCUGUGUUCACUGGAACCCACGCCGACCUGCUCAUUGUGAUUUUCCACAAAAUCAUCACCAGUGGACACCAGCGUCUCCAGCCCCUGUUUGACUGCCUGCUCACAAUAAUAGUGAACAUUUCACCUUAUCUGAAGAGUCUGUCAAUGGUGGCAGCCAAUAAACUGCUCCACCUCCUGGAGGCCUUUUCCACACCCUGGUUCCUCUUCUCCUCCCCCCAGAACCACCACCUGGUCUUCUUCCUGCUGGAGGUCUUCAACAACAUCAUCCAGUAUCAGUUUGAUGGUAACUGCAACCUGGUCUACACCAUCAUCCGUAAGCGAAACGUCUUCCACCAGCUGGCCAACCUGCCAUCUGACACGGUGUCUAUUGAGAAGGCCCAGCAGAAGAAAAAGAAGAAGAAGUCUGGGAUUUCCAGGACCAACUCUAUAGAGAAGGAAUCCAUGGAGGGAUCCAGACCAGCUGCACCAGCUGAGCCUGGCACGCUCAAAACCAGCUUAGAGGCCACACCAGGAAUUGAUAAGAUAACAGAAAAGGCCCAGGUGGGUGAGGAUGGUACCAUGGUUGCUGUUCCACGUUCAGAUUCUUCACAGGCGACUGCUGACAACAGUACUGUAGCUGGAGCCAGCGACACAGAGUCCAACUCGGAGAGAGACCCAGAGGUUUACCACACAGAGUCAGAAGCUGUGAGGAGUCGGUUGUCAAGUGUCUCAGCAGCAGCCUGGAGCGCAAAUCCAGACUGGGUGUUGUCAUGGAAGGCUAAACUUCCUCUACAGACCAUCAUGCGACUGUUACAAGUACUGGUUCCUCAGGUGGAGAAGAUUUGCAUUGACAAGGGGUUGACCGACGAGUCCGAAAUCCUGAAUUUCCUUCAGCAUGGCACGCUCGUCGGCCUCCUGCCCGUCCCUCAUCCCAUCCUCAUCAGGAAGUACCAAGCCAACGCCGGCACAGCCAUGUGGUUCCGGACAUACAUUUGGGGAGUCAUCUACUUACGCAACAUGGAUCCUCCGAUCUGGUACGACACGGACAUCAGGCUGUUUGAAAUCCAAAGGGUUUAGAGGUCAACUGAAGGAUCCUGUUUGUUCUCGUCACACGCUCAGCAACAACAAGAAGACCAGAGGAGCAUCUCACGUCUUUUUGGAAUUUUAAGAAAACAAGCAGUGACUGUAUUGUACAUCAUUGUCUUUUCUUGUAGCAAAAAUGGAGAAUGUGUAAAUGUGUGAAUAAAUUAGCUAUUGCAGAUCA